AUGGAAGUCGAAUAUGUCGAAGAGGAGUAUUUGGAAGACAUUGAUGACGAAUAUAUCAGCUAUGAAGCAUCAAUCCUCAACGACGGCUGUGAUGAAGGGGAGUGGUUUGAGGAAGAAUAUUUGGACGAAGAAGUUUCAAAAAUCGAUUCUGAAGGCUUGGAGUUGCGAGACUCUUUGCGAACUUGGUUCAUUCGCAAUAAAGUUUCUCGCAAUGCAAGUAAUAAUUUACUUUCGAUACUGCGUAAUGUGUCUUCUCUUUCUGCUUUUUUAUCUCUUCCGCAGGAUGUAAGGACAUUGCUAAAAGCUCCGGUAAACGUUAGCGAACAGAUCGUUGGAGUUCCAGGAGGAGGACAAAUGUGGUACCAAGGAGUAGAAUGUUGUUUGCAGUAUUAUUUCCGUAAUGUGGUUGUAGCAGAGAACAAAUUUGAGCUGAAUCUGUCAACAGACGGAGUUCCUGUGUACAAUUGUAGCCCUAUACAGAUGUGGCCUAUAUUGAUGCAGCUACAUAAUAUUCCGGAUGCUCCCGUUAUGGUUGUAGGAAUAUUUUGUGGCACUAGCAAACCAUCAGAUGCCGAGACUUUCCUAAGGCCAUUGGUGACGGAGCUCAAUAACCUGCAGGACAACAAAAUUAAUAUUAACGGCAAAGAAAUAUCUAUUUCUGUGCGAGUGUUCAUCGCCGACUCUCCAGCACGUGCCUUCAUUAAACAGGUUUGCUAUUACAAUGGCGUUCACGGAUGCAUGAAAUGUAAAGGACUCGGUACAAGCUUAAAAAAACCCAAAAAAGUGAUAUUUGAGGACACUACAGCAGAUUUAAGAACCGACGUAGAAUUCCGGAAUGAGCAAUGUAGCGCAAAUGGGCAUCGGAAAGGCGAAACACCAUUAACCGACCUGAAUAAUUUUGACAUGGUAAAGGAUGUAACUACAAGCGAUAUUUUGCAUCUGGUUCAUGUUGGUAUCGUACAUAAGCUUCUGCUAGGGUGGACCGAAGGUGAUCUUAAGCCCUUCAACAAAUGGUCCAAUGAUGACAUAGCCGAAAUCUCAGAAGAGUUUGUUAGCAUACAAUUGCCCUCAGAAAUUCACAGAAGAUUUAGGUCCCUUGAAUUAUUGCACUUUUGGAAAGCUUCUGAAUUGGCUAGUUUUUUACAUUAUGGAGGAAUAGUAGUUCUACAGGAUUGA
Anopheles marshallii is the source of this 1176-nucleotide messenger RNA. RefSeq lists its product as uncharacterized. Lineage: Eukaryota; Metazoa; Arthropoda; Insecta; Diptera; Culicidae. The record is from RefSeq and is a predicted model, not a curated record. The coding region runs from base 1 to 1176 and encodes 391 amino acids. The transcript is spliced from 3 exons.